CCUUAACCCCAUCCCCAUCCCCUCCGUCACUCCGGGUAGUCCAUAUCCUCUUCCACCUUGCCCUCGCCCACCAAAUUCCAAUUCCUGCUCGCAUUUCAAUUCCGGUGCUGCCACUGUUCCCCAAUCAUGCGGGAGGCGGAGUAAUUUCAGGUCGGGCGAGUGAGUGAGCGAGUGAGUGAGCGGUGCUGGUGGUAGUUACUGUGGAGUGGAGUUGCCAUUGCCGAGAUGCAGUCCGGGUACGGCGGGGUGUCGGAGUUCCAGCAGUUCAUCAUGGACGGGGGCUUCGCCAUGGCGGCCGCGCCGCAGCAGCAGGCGCAGGCGGCGGCCGCGGCGGCGGCGGGGGGGCAGGAGCUGGGCGCGCCGUUCAGGUACCAGCCGCUGCACCACCACGCGAUGCAGCACCAUCACCAGCAGCAGCAGCAGCAGCACCCGCCGCAGAUGCCGCCCCACUUCGCGCACUUCGGCGUGGCGCCCGCGGCGGCGGCGGCGGCGGGCGGGAUUCCGUUCACGCAGCAGUUCCUCAACCACCAGGCGGCGGCCGCCGGGCACCACCACCAGCAGCAGCACCACCACCACCUCCAGCUCUUCCACCACGAGCAGCAGCAGCAGCACCACAAGCCGCAGCAGCCGCCGGCGAGGUGGACGCCGCAGCAGCAGCACCACCACCAGCACCCGCACCACCAGCAGCAGCAGCAGCAUCACCACCACCAGCUGGGGCUGGACGUGGAGGCGGCGGCGGUGCCGGAGAGCACCCGCGCCACGUCCGGCGGCGCCGCCCCACCCGGCGUGCCCCCGUUCCUCGCUGCCGCCAUGAACUUCAAGCUUGCCGUCGACCCCGGCGGCGGGAGCGGCGCCACGGACGACGCCCUGAACGACGGCGCAGGAGGCGGCGGCGGCGCGGGCAGCGGCAUGAUGCUCCACGGCGGGGGCGGGGGCGGGGGCGACGACGAGGCCGCCACGGAGAGCCGGCUCCGUCGGUGGACGGGCGAGGAGGAGACCUCCAUCAAGGAACCCACCUGGAGGCCGCUGGACAUCGACUACAUACACAGCACGAGCAGCAGCAGCAAGAGGAAGGAGAAGGUGGCCACGCCGGAGUCGCCGGCGCCGGUUGCUCCGGCGGCGAACUACUUCAAGAAGGCCGGUGGCGGGGACGACGACAAUGCGGGCGCUGCGGCGUCCGCGGGCGUCGGCGGCGGGAACUACAAGCUGUUCAGCGAGCUAGAGGCCAUCUACAAGCCGGGGAGCGGCGGCGGUGCGGGGCAGACGGGCUCCGGCUCUGGCCUCACGGGCGACGACAAUGCCAUCCUCCCGCCGCCGUCCAUGGCCGACCUCCCGGGCGGCGCGGCCGCCGCGGCCGUGGACGCGCCGCAGGCCAACACCUCGGAGACUUCCGCCGGGGAGGACGCGCCGGCGGUGCUGCAGCCGCAGCCGCCGCCUCCGCCGCAGCAGGCGUCGGUGGGGGAGGCGCGCCGGAAGCGGAAGCGCCGGCGGCAGGAGCAGCAGCAGCAGCUGACCGCGUCGGCGUCCUUCUUCGAGCAGCUGGUGCAGCGGCUCAUCGAGCACCAGGAGGGCCUGCACCGCCAGUUCCUGGACGCCAUGGAGCGGCGGGAGCGCGAGCGCGCGGCGCGCGACGAGGCGUGGCGCCGGCAGGAGGCCGACAAGUUCGCGCGCGAGGCGGCCGCGCGCGCGCAGGACCGCGCCAGCGCCGCCGCCCGGGAGACGGCCAUCAUCGCCUACCUCGAGAAGCUCUCCGGCGAGACCAUCACCCUCCCCCCGCCGGCGGCUGCCAACCACGCGCCCACGUCCGCCGACGACGCGACGAGCCACGACGCCGGCGGCGCGGGGCGGGAGCUGGUCCCCUACGAGUACGGCGGCGAGCUGUCGCUGCCGCUGAUGAGCUCGUCGUCCCGGUGGCCGAAGCAGGAGGUGGAGGCGCUGAUCCGGGUGCGGUCCGGGCUGGACAACCGGUUCCAGGAGCCCGGGCUGAAGGGCCCGCUGUGGGAGGAGGUGAGCGCGCGCAUGGCGGCGGCGGGGUACGGCGGCCGGAGCGCCAAGCGGUGCAAGGAGAAGUGGGAGAACAUCAACAAGUACUUCCGCAAGGCCAAGGAGAGCGGCAAGAAGCGCCCCGCCCACGCCAAGACCUGCCCCUACUUCGACGAGCUCGACCGCCUCUACUCCCGCUCCUCCGCCCACGCCUCCGGUGCCUCCUCCGCCGCCGGCAACAACACCAGCACCAAAGCCACCGCCAACGCCAUAACCAGCGCCGACGACGCGGCCAACAAGGCGAGCUCCGAGCUGCUCGACGCCGUGGUCAAGUACCCCGCCGACACCCACUACGGCCCGCCGCCGGGGUUCCCAAACGACGGCGGCAAUGCAGACACCAAGGACGACGGCGAGGGCGACGCCGACAUGGGCAGGGCGUCGGGGAGAGCGGGCGAGGAGCAUGACGACGAGGCUGGCCAGAGCCAUGGGCACGACGACGACGAUGAGGACGAUCAUUAGAGCUUGAUUAACUAGGACCGCCGCAUGCUUAGCUAGCUAGGACAUGAUCGACCGACCGACGGCGGAGAAAAUUUGCUUCUUUCUUCUUCUUUGCUGCUGCUGCUGCUUCUGCUUGUUGUUAAUUAGCUACUAAGAUGAAUCAUUACUUACUUGUUAGUACUACUACUGCUUAUAUAUCUACAAGAAGAUCAGCUUAAUUAAUCACUU
Molecule: messenger RNA, 2709 nt
Organism: Triticum dicoccoides
Lineage: Eukaryota; Viridiplantae; Streptophyta; Magnoliopsida; Poales; Poaceae
Product: trihelix transcription factor GTL1-like
Exons: 2
Coding region: 226-2502 (758 amino acids)
Source: RefSeq, a predicted model, not a curated record